Notothenia coriiceps (black rockcod) is the source of this 685-nucleotide messenger RNA. Its product is annotated as transcription factor IIIB 90 kDa subunit-like. Lineage: Eukaryota; Metazoa; Chordata; Actinopteri; Perciformes; Nototheniidae. Bases 176 to 685 code for a protein of 169 amino acids. Gene Ontology annotation, molecular function: RNA polymerase III type 3 promoter sequence-specific DNA binding; RNA polymerase III general transcription initiation factor activity; TBP-class protein binding. The record is from RefSeq and is a predicted model, not a curated record. Gene Ontology annotation, cellular component: transcription factor TFIIIB complex; transcription preinitiation complex; nucleus. The transcript is spliced from 6 exons. Gene Ontology annotation, biological process: transcription preinitiation complex assembly; DNA-templated transcription initiation; transcription by RNA polymerase III.
CAGACAUGUUGCUGGACUCAGUGAUCUCCUGCAGGUGAACGUCUUCAUCUUGGGAAAAACGUUCCUCGCACUGUCAAGAGAGCUCUGCAUCAACGCCCCGGCUAUAGACCCGUGCCUGUACAUCCCUCGCUUCGCACAGCUGCUGGAGUUUGGGGAGAAGAACCACGACGUGUCCAUGACGGCGAUGAGGCUGGUGCAGAGGAUGAAGAGGGACUGGAUGCACACGGGACGAAGGCCGUCGGGACUCUGUGGAGCAGCUCUUCUUGUAGCCGCUCGUAUGCACGACUUUCGCCGCACCAUCAAAGAAAUCGUCGGCGUUGUAAAAGUGUGUGAAUCCACGCUAAGAAAACGACUGAUAGAGUUUGAGGACACGCCCACCAGUCAGCUGACCAUCGAGGAGUUCAUGAAGAUGGAUCUGGAGCAGGAGUGUGACCCGCCCUGCUUCACAGAGGGUCUGAUCAAGAAGAAAGUCAAAAAUUACGGAAUCGAUGUCAAGGCGAAAGAUAACCACGGCCAGACGGCGAUGAAGCUGGCCACAAAGAACGGGAGCAAAGGGUGCAUCGAUAUCUUGCUCCAGCACGGCUGCCCCAGCGAAACGUCGCCCUCCACUGCCACGCCCGUCCUCUCCCGCCGCUCCAGCACCGCCAGCCUGGGCCGCACCAGCUCCAGGAAACGGGUCUCGUAG